AUGAAUCCAUCACGCAAACUCCUCCGAAAAGACUCCAAUCUCUUUGUCAAGAAGCCAUUACCUCCAGACGAAGAUUUCGACAGCGCUAGCGAAACGACAAGCAUCCGCAACAAAGUGCCGACGAAUGGACGAAACUCGACAUCUUCUCAAACGUACGAAACGUUUGACUGCGAUUCCUCCGUCACCUCUUCCAAAUCACUAGAACGGCACAUGUCCCUCACAGAUCUAGUACUAGUGGGAAUUGGUUCUACAAUCGGCUCUGGGUUAUUUGUACUCUGUGGCUUGGUGGCAAAUCAAUAUGCUGGACCAGCUUCCAUUCUGAGUUGGGUCAUUAGUGGAAUCGCCGCCUUGGUCAGCGGAACGUGUUAUGCUGAACUGUCUUCCAGGAUACCGCUUUCUGGUUCUGCCUAUGCUUACACAUUUGUUGCCAUGGGAGAGUUGCCGGCAGUGAUUGCCGCUGCCUGUUUGUCCAUUGAAUAUGUUGCAGCCGCGUCUGCAGUCGCGCGGAGUUGGGGUGACAAAUUGCAACAGUGGCUUGUGGAUGAAGUUGGAAGCGAAAACUUCUUCAUCAAGCUAUUGGACAUUGACAAUUCGUUCAGUCCUCUCGCGUUCCUAGUCUCUUCCGUCUCGGUGAUUCUACUCAUGAAUGGCAUUGAAGGAAGCAAAAGUGUGACCAACUUUUUCACAAAGCUGAAAGUUUGCGUCGUUAUGUUUAUGAUUAUUGUUGGGUUGUCCUUGAUACGACCAGCCAACUUUACGCCGUUCAUACCUGAAUCCUUUGGUGCUACCGGAAUCUUUCGCGGAGCGACGGCUACCUUUUUUGGCUAUUUGGGAUAUGACGAGAUUGCUUGCCUUGGAGGUGAAGCGGAGAAUCCCAAGAAGAAUCUCCCAAAGGCCAUUUUCCUCACGCUUGGAUCGAUCACUUCGUUGUACAUUCUAGCCACGAUAGCACUGGUUGGAAUGCUCCCUUACGAUGAGAUUAGUGCUGUCAGUGGAUUUCCAGAAGCUUUCCGUUCCCGAGGAUCCGCGAAUGCUGCAGAGAUUGCGGCAUUGGGAGAAAUUAUUUGCUUGCCCAUUGUGGUACUCAUUACAGUCAUGGCACAACCUCGACUCCAAUACGCUUUGGCAAAAGAUGGACUAUUGCCACCAAUCUUUAGCGAGAUUGAUGAAAAGGGCAACCUGACGAAAGGAACACUGAUUUGCGGCAUUGUUAUGGUAUUGAUCGCAACCUUUAUUCCAUUCACACAUUUGAAUGAUAUGAUCUCAUGUGCUGUGCUGACAGCGUUGUCACUCACCGACACAUCGCUCAUCCUUCUUUGGUAUCCCAGUCCAAAAGAUCAGCCUGCACUUUCAGAAUCGGUUAUGACCACCUUCCAUGCUUCUGCCCUCCUGACCGGAAUUGCGCUGUCUCAUUUUGCAGCUUCUCUAAAUGGAAAGAUAUUCGGGGCCAUCUUCUUCCUUUCAAUGAUCGUGUGCAUGGUCAUUCUAGUAUGGCGAUGUCCAAGAGUGCAAACAUUUGGCAUUCGGCAUCCUCCCAGUCCAGCUACAGAUCAAAGCGAAUACUUUGUCACGCCAUUCAUGCCCAUGCUACCUUGUUUCGGAAUCUUUGUGAACUGGUAUCUCAUCAGCCAGCUGGAGCUAGCGGGGAUCAUGCUUCAUCUUGGAUUCUUGGCUCUGGCGGUAUUCUACUAUAUAUUUUAUGCAUUAGAACACAGCGUUGGCAAUAAUGGAGGAUGGGUAGAGCGCGCUCGAGUUGAAAGCAUCGCGUCAUUUGGAGCCAUAAGUCAGGAGGAAACAGAGCACUUUCAACACCUUUCAUGA
Molecule: messenger RNA, 1821 nt
Organism: Cylindrotheca closterium
Lineage: Eukaryota; Bacillariophyta; Bacillariophyceae; Bacillariales; Bacillariaceae
Source: the annotation of a GenBank genome assembly